Messenger RNA from Diuraphis noxia (Russian wheat aphid), 1750 nucleotides. RefSeq lists its product as uncharacterized. NCBI's taxonomy places the organism in Eukaryota, Metazoa, Arthropoda, Insecta, Hemiptera, Aphididae. The record is from RefSeq and is a predicted model, not a curated record.
AAUAACUGCUAACAACUCAAAUAAUAUUAUGGGUGACUUAAAGAUUUUAGCCAUGAUAGUUAUGGUGUUAGUUGCUAAGGAUGGUGCUUUUUCAUGUUCAUUGCGAAGUCAUAAACAUGGUUCAUCUCAUUCGUGUUUGCCUUCAACGUCUGAUUCUACAUCWAACUCACACCUUACACCGGUUUCAAUUGCAAUAUCUUCACCUUUUGAUUCCUCGUCUAGUUCGAGUCAUGCUAAUAGCCCAGCCAUAUCUUCUAUACCAACCAUUUCUCAAGACAUGUCUUCACCGUGCCCUCUACUUACAGCAACGUCAAACAAAAACGUAGUUCCAGGUAAAAAACCAUAUUCUAUAUCUCACCCUGUCGGGCCUUUGUUGAGUGAAUUAUCAGACGUGGUGUGUGGUUCACCCUCAUCAUCUAACCAUCCAGUUCCAGUACCAGUUCCUGAGAAAUCUCCAACACUCACUCCGACACCAGUUCUAGAACACGGACCAGAAAUAGMACCUGAAGAAUUUCCAGCACCAAGUAAUGCGCCAGUUUCAAUACCGGUAGAAUCUUCAAUGUCUACUCCAACUUCAUCUUACAGUUACAAUCCAGUCUUUAUAAAUCUUUUACAUAAACUAUUAUUGGCCUCUCAAGCAAAAACUGGGUUGUCUUCUUCUCCAUUACAAACUAAAACACAUGCCACGCCCACAUUGAACACAACGCCCGUAUCGGCUCCAAUUAUAAGGCCACUUAACAUAUCACCUGCAUGUGGAACAUCGUCUGAGUCGUCAAGUUCUUGUUCAUCAACUAUAAUCCAUAAUCAUUCAAAUGGUUCGAUUUCUCGUCUUCAACAAAUACUGAUGUCCAUGACACCUCUACCCAGUUCAGGCAUAUCUUUUGGUUAUAAUCCAGAAUUUAUGAAACUAUUGAUUAAAAACUUGUUAUCUAAUCAUACUUCUUCAUUACCUCCACUGCCGUCAUUAAAUUCAAUUCUUCGGGCUAAAUUAAACACCACUCCAAUAGUUCCUCUUGAUUCGAAUCCAAUACCAACGUCUACUACUAAUAGACCACUAUCUGAGUUAAAUCCUAAUGUAUUCAAUAUAUCAUCAAAUAAUACAUUUGAUUCAGUUCCUGUCGGUUCCGACACCAAUCAAAAUAUAUCCAUUAGUAAUGAUCAGUUUCUCACCAAUAUUUUAAUUAAUCUUUUAACCUCUUCCAAUGCUACAAAUACUUCUCUCCCUCCAUGUUUACCGUCAACAAACUCAAAUUCUAUAUCUAAAUUAAACACUACUUCAGUAUCACCURUUCUCUGCAUACCACCGUUUAAUUCAUUACCAGAUGCUUUAAGUAAAAUUCCCAAUAUCAAACCCGGUUCUAAUCCAUCUUUUCCUGGUUUAGUCCCAAGUCCCAUUAUCACAUCAUUGCCAAAUAUAAAACCAUUUUUAGAAAGAGUUAAAAAUUUCAAUCUUGUACCAACUCUAACACCUACCUCGUAUCCGUUAUCAUCAUCAUCGGAUAUUAACUUAUGUCACUCAAAACACAAAAAACCACUACAAUUGUCUGGUUCGACAUCAACUGCUAUUGAUCCAUGUCUUCAGAAUGUUAUACGACCGCAUACACCACAUUUGCCAUUACCAUGCUCACUAUCUCAUACUAAAUUAAGUUCUGGUUGUAAACAUUAAUUACCCGCCAUUUAAUUUAAUUAAAUUGUAUUUGAUAUAAAAGUUAAUAUUAAACAACGCUAUCUAUUAUAAAAUGUAUAAAAA